AUGGCGAACACCACAGACCGUCCCGACACCGGUGAGGCGAGCCAGCAUGUGCUGGGGAUUCCUCGGCCACCAUCUGUGGGAGGAAUUUCAUCCCGUGUGACCGAUAUGGCCUCAGAAGAUGGAGAAAACUCGCCAUCUGUUGCGUCGCCACCACCUUCACAACAUCAAACCCAUCAAACGCGUCUCUCGGGAUCUAGACGGGGCCCACCGCCAACCAGAAACUCUGUGACCAGCAGACCCGGUAGCUCUGGGAGUCGGUUGAGUCGCACGCAUAUCCCAACAUUAACCGCACAAGCCUUCUUCCGCCCGAUGAGCUCGCAGCGCCUUCAAGCACACCGAGGUGCGCGACCGAUGACCAAGGGCACAGUUUCCUCGACGGACGAAUGGGCAGAUCACAAUAGCCAAAAUCGCCGGAGUAUCAUAUCGAAUAGCACGUUCCCGCAAUCCCUCCCUACAGUGGAACAAGACGUUCCACCAUCGCGGGGCACCGAGUUUACGGACCCUAUCAUCCCAGAUCGAAAUACCUCCAAUGCCAGCCCUACGGGUCAUACGACGAUACGAAGUCUCGGCGAUAGUGUCAGACUUCUCCGCGAUCGAGACCAAAAGAACAAGCCGCACCCCGGUCAUCUGAACCUCAAUCCAACCUACAAUGGACAUUCGGGGCAAGAUGUACCUCCGAAAUCUCCGUUAUCUUUCCUUUCGUUGCAAAACAAGGCCCACGCACACAAUGGCCAUGAUACCCGUGGCCAUGAGCCACUUUCAUCGGCUUGUUCAUCUCCCAAUGCGUUUGACGCGAAGCAACAGCGACUCCCUCGGAGUUAUCUUGGCAAGAACUUUGAAUAUUUCACCGGUAACACGCUCUUCUGCGGUGGUGGAAGAUUCCAAAAUUCGAGGGACAAGCCCAUCAAUAUUGCUACUGGACUCUUGGUCGUCGUUCCGUCGCCCCUUUUCUUCGCAUUUUCGGCUCCCUGGCUGUGGCAUAACAUCUCUCCGGCAAUCCCAAUUCUGUUCGGAUACGUUUUCUACAUUUGUUUCUCGUCCUUCGUCCACGCCUCGGUUGUUGACCCAGGCAUCAUGCCUCGAAAUGCCCACUCCAUGCCUCCAACAGUACCAUCAGAUGACCCAUUGGCCUUGGGCCCACCAACCAAUGACUGGGUGAUGGUCAAACUUGCUACCUCCGAGGUGGCCGCCAUGGAUGUUCCCGUCAAGUUUUGUAAGACUUGCAAUAUAUGGCGACCUCCUCGCUGCUAUCACUGCCGUGUUUGUGACAAUUGUGUUGAAACGCUUGACCACCACUGCGUGUGGCUCAACAACUGUGUUGGCCGCCGCAACUAUCGAUAUUUCUUUGCCUUCGUCAGCUCGUGUACGAUUCUCUCCCUAUUCUUGAUCGGGGCCAGCCUUGCGCAUAUCCUCGUUUACAUGUCACGCGAGGAUGUUUCCUUCGGGUCUGCCAUUUCCAAAUGGCGAGUACCCUGGGCUAUGGUUAUCUACGGCAUCGUUGCAGUCCCGUACCCGACAUCCCUCUGGGCAUACCAUUUGUUUUUGGUUGGCCGUGGUGAAACCACAAGAGAAUAUCUCAAUUCCCACAAGUUUGCGAAAACGGACCGUCAUCGGCCCUUCACUCAGGGCAAUGUUCUGAAGAAUUGGAUUGCGGUUCUCGGCCGCCCCCGACCGCCCACCUACAUGCAAUUCAAGCAGCCUUAUGUAGAAGGGGACCAGCGCUACGCUAUGCAAAAGCGCAAAUACCUCCCCCGCGAUGUCGAAUCCCAAGCAGGCAUCGAGAUGCAACAUGUUGGUCCUGCUCAGUAG
Molecule: messenger RNA, 1809 nt
Organism: Penicillium cosmopolitanum
Lineage: Eukaryota; Fungi; Ascomycota; Eurotiomycetes; Eurotiales; Aspergillaceae
Gene: erf2
Product: palmitoyltransferase ERF2
Exons: 1
Coding region: 1-1809 (602 amino acids)
Biological process (GO): peptidyl-L-cysteine S-palmitoylation; protein targeting to membrane
Cellular component (GO): endoplasmic reticulum; Golgi apparatus
Molecular function (GO): protein-cysteine S-palmitoyltransferase activity
Source: RefSeq, a predicted model, not a curated record